This is a messenger RNA of Fusarium pseudograminearum CS3096, 1263 nucleotides long. RefSeq lists its product as uncharacterized. Gene Ontology annotation, molecular function: DNA binding. Gene Ontology annotation, biological process: mitotic telomere tethering at nuclear periphery; meiotic attachment of telomere to nuclear envelope. Bases 1 to 1263 code for a protein of 420 amino acids. The record is from RefSeq and is a predicted model, not a curated record. The transcript is spliced from 3 exons. Gene Ontology annotation, cellular component: nuclear membrane complex Bqt3-Bqt4. NCBI's taxonomy places the organism in Eukaryota, Fungi, Ascomycota, Sordariomycetes, Hypocreales, Nectriaceae.
AUGGCUGAUCGCAAACUACCCGUCCAACACAACACCCUCUUGAUCGAGGGUGUUCCAGAUCAUACCGAUCUGAUUUCGCGUCGACGCCUUGGUCAAACUAAGCUUACUCCUAAAAUGACGGCCUCUAGUGACUCCGACCUUGGGGUGUUCGACUACGCGCAUCUUCGCGCUCCUUUGCCCAAGGGCAUCGUCUCUGGAAUCUUCAAGUCCAGCCCUAACAGCUAUUUCCUCAUGCGACGCAGCUACGAUGGUUUCGUCUCGGCGACCGGCAUGUUCAAGGCCAGCUUCCCCUAUGCUGAGGCUUCCGAUGAAGAUGCAGAGCGAAAGUACAUCAAGUCUCUUCCGACUACGAGCCACGAAGAGACCGCCGGUAACGUCUGGAUCCCCCCGGAGCAGGCUCUCGCCCUUGCCGAGGAGUACAAGAUUAUUCCCUGGAUUCGCGCGCUACUCGACCCUACCCCUAUCAGUACGAUUACUCCUUCGGGAUCGCCAGCUAAGAACAUCACGGCCCCUCCCAAGUUUGACGUUUUCAAGGCGUCGCAACCUACCCUGGCACCUCCCACUCCAUCGGUCGCUCCUCGAAGCACACGCGCGCGUCGGUCCGCCAGCCCCACCAAGGUCACAAGGCGCGCCCCUCCUUCACCUCGAAAGCGUAGCACCCGUGCCAAGGCCGAGACUGUCGAAACUAUCACAGAGAAGGCCGGUCUCCUCAACGGCGUCCCGGAGCUUGAGGCCAAGGUCGAGGAAACCAAGCGCGAAGAUAUUGUGUUGCAGUCCACCGAGUUUGAGCCCGCCAUCGUUCUGGAGCCCAGAGAAGAGGACCCCAAGGUCAAGGUUCACAUCGAAGAGGAUGUUAUUACAGAUGAUGCCGGUGUCGAGACCAAGCGCACAAUCACCGAGGUCGAACUUCCUCUUCCUACAGCUGGCGAGCCCCCAACUGCAGAGGAAAUUGCCGAGAUGAUGAACGCAGCCAAGGAGAUGGUGCAAAAGAGCAAGGCCCAUGAGGCUGAAGAUGAGGAGCAAGACGAGACCAAUGCUGAAGAGGGCUCUGCUUCUGCAAAGAAGAGCAAGCGCAAAGCUGGAGACAUCUCGAUGGGCGAUGAAGAGGGCGACAAGACUCCAUCAGAGGAGCAGCCCAGGUCAAAGAAGGUCAAGACCGAGACCCAAUUAAGAAAAGAAAAGGUCAAGAACCGGGCAUUGCUCGGUCUAGGUGCCACUGUCGCAGUUGGUGCCAUUGUUCCUUGGCUCAUGAACUUCCUCUAA